AUGUCUCUCAUUAACGUUCGUCGCGAUGUCAGCGAUGCCUUCUAUCGCUACAAGAUGGAGCGUCUGCAGACCAAGGUCGAAGGAAAGGGCAACGGUAUCAAAACCGUUGUCGUCAAUGUUUCCGGCGUUGCCGCCUCUCUUGCUCGCCCUGCAUCCUACAUCAUGAAGUACUUUGGCUUCGAACUUGGUGCUAUGACCAGAGAUGAUCUCAAGGAUGACCGUUGGAUCAUCAACGGCGCUCACGAGGCUGGAAAACUCCAGGACCACCUCGACGGGUUCAUCAACAAGUUUGUUCUGUGCAAGAGCUGCAAGAACCCUGAGACCGACAUCAAGAUUGAAAACGACCGUAUUCUUUUGGACUGCAAGGCCUGCGGUCAGCGUACCGCUGUUGAUCUUCGUCUCAAGCUGAGUGGUUACAUUCUCAAGAACCAACCCAACAAGAAGGGCAAAAAGGACAAGGCCGAACGCAGAGCCGCCAAGAAGGCCAAGCAGAAUGGUACCGCCACUGAGAACGGCCACGGCAGUGGUGGCGACGAUGGCUCCGAGAAUGGCUCAAACGAGCAUGACGACAAUGACGAUGCCGCUAGCGACCGCGAAUUUAACAAGCUGCAAGCUGAAGUCAUCGAAGAUGCUGCUGUCAAGGUCAAGGAUGACGAAUGGGCUGUGGAUAUGAGCGAAGAAGCUGUCAAGGCCCGUCAGGCCCAGCUCCCCGGCGAGUUCAAACAGAAGCUAAGCCUUGGUGACGAUGAUGACGAGGGCGAAGGCGGUAACACUGUCUACGACGAGUUUGGAACCUGGAUCCAGGCCCAGGCUGAUGAGAAGGGUGGCGUUGACAAUGUUGACUCCAUUGCAAUCUAUCUGAAGGCUAAAGAGAUGGGUAUCGAAGGCAAGCAUCGCACCGUCUUGGUUCUUGCCCAGACUAUUUUCGACAAGGAUGUUUGUGCUCAGAUCCCUAAGCGCGCUAGCAUGCUCAAGCAGAUUAUCAACUCUGAACGCCACGAGAAGGCUCUUUUGGGAGGCACUGAGCGUCUUAUUGGAUCUUUGUCCGACGCGGACCCCCAGUUCCUGCCUCAGAUUGUCAAGAUCCUGCAGCUGUACUACCACCACGACCUCAUCAGCGAGGAAGUGGUCACCAAGUGGGGUACUCACGCCAGCAAGAAGUACGUUGACAAGAACACCUCUCGAAAGAUUCGCCAGGCUGCCAAGCCCUUCCUCGACUGGCUCGCCGAAGCCGACGAGGAAGAGUCCGAGGAGGAGGACGAUGAGUAA
Molecule: messenger RNA, 1269 nt
Organism: Pochonia chlamydosporia 170
Lineage: Eukaryota; Fungi; Ascomycota; Sordariomycetes; Hypocreales; Clavicipitaceae
Product: eukaryotic translation initiation factor 5
Exons: 2
Coding region: 1-1269 (422 amino acids)
Biological process (GO): formation of cytoplasmic translation initiation complex; translational initiation; formation of translation preinitiation complex
Cellular component (GO): cytosol
Molecular function (GO): GDP-dissociation inhibitor activity; translation initiation factor activity; eukaryotic initiation factor eIF2 binding
Source: RefSeq, a predicted model, not a curated record